This is a messenger RNA of Daldinia childiae, 897 nucleotides long. Its product is annotated as putative tetraspanin tsp3 protein. The transcript is spliced from 4 exons. The coding region runs from base 1 to 897 and encodes 298 amino acids. The record is from RefSeq and is a predicted model, not a curated record. NCBI's taxonomy places the organism in Eukaryota, Fungi, Ascomycota, Sordariomycetes, Xylariales, Hypoxylaceae.
AUGUCAACCGCGGACUCGGACAAAGGAAAGAAGCAGGCUGCCAGGCUGCGUGCUCCUCGCAUUGGCGGCGGUUGCAAUGUAAAUUAUUCUCCCUUAUUUCUAAUUUAUUCAUUCACUCCGUUGUUACGACUAACACAUCGUAGCUAUGUACAAGUCACUUCGAGUAACCUGUCUUUCCCUAUAUCAACAGGCACGACCGCCCUCACAAUAAUUUUACCCUUCAUAGCAUUCGCAAACAUUUUAUAUACGCCGCAACUUCGCCGACUGUUUCAGCAGAGAGUUACAUCAUCGUCCACGCUGUUACAGUUCUUGCCUGUAGCGUCUCCGGUUUUGCAGGCUAUACUGACAGUAGUUCUGGCCACCCUCACAGCCGAGGGUUUCUCGUCGGGCCAGGGCAUCGAAUGUAGUCUAGAGAGGAGCUGGCAACGUCUAUGGAGUGCACAUGACUACAGGGCUAUUGAACGCAUACAGGAUACUUUUAAUUGCUGUGGUCUUCGCUCUCUGCCAGAUCGUAAUGCACCCCGCGGCAUGUGUCAAGAGCUACACCGUGAUAGAGGUAGCUCCUGUCUCGUCCCCUGGCGCGCUACAAUGGAGCGCACUUCCGGAUUCGAGUUCGGCGUGGCGGUAGCUGUCGGCAUUGUCCAGUUAAUCCAUCUCAUCCUCUUUGGACUACGUAAUUCAGGAAGUAACAGCAGAGCUGGUUACAGACGCUUUGUUGGCCCUGAUACUCGCGAAAGCUUGUUGGAGAACGGAACGACAGAUGAAGACGACGGAGGCCAGGUUGAGGGUAACGGCGAGAAUGGUAGCAACCGUUCUAACUAUGGCACUACUGGAGAUGGGGCGAACCAUAGGCUCGAGCCAUCUGGCCUUGGCGAAGAAGGAAAUAACUGGAGAUGA